UUUCAGAUGUUCAUUGGUGAUGGGGCAAAGCUCGUUCGAGAUGCCUUUGAGAUGGCAAAGGAGAAGGGCCCCUACAUUAUUUUUAUUGAUGAUAUUGAUGCAAUUGGAACAAAGCGUUUUGACACUGAAGUUAGUGGUGACAGAGAAGUGCAACGAACUAUGUUGGACUUGCUAAAUCAGCUAGAUGGAUUUAGCAGUGAUGAGAGGAUAAAGGUGAUAGCUGCAACAAAUCGGGCAGAUAUUCUUCAUCCUGCUUUACUCCGUUCUGGUCGCCUGGACCGAAAGAUUAAGUUCCCUCAUCCGACGGAAGAAGCAAGAGCUAGAAUUUUGCAAAUUCACUCAAGAAAGAUGAACGUACAUCCUGAUGUCAACUUUGAGGAGCUGGAUCGUUCAACUGAUGAUUUCAACGGUGCACAACUGAAGGCUAUUUCUGUGGAAGCUGGCAUGCUUGCCCUACGUAGGGACGGUACAGAGGUGAUCCAUGAAGAUUCCAAAGAAGGCAUUAUCCAGGUGCAAGCAAAGAAGAAGUCCAGCUUGAAUUAUUACGCUUACUUUCCCUUAAGUAAUCAGAAUGCUUGGUCCUGUGAUGACCGCUGUUUGUAAUAUAGUUUAAUUCCCGAAUCCUCCUUAUUGUGUGAAGCAUUCUUGCUUUUGCGCCUGUACCUGAAGAAAUUAUUUCUA
Molecule: messenger RNA, 681 nt
Organism: Aegilops tauschii subsp. strangulata
Lineage: Eukaryota; Viridiplantae; Streptophyta; Magnoliopsida; Poales; Poaceae
Product: 26S proteasome regulatory subunit 6A homolog
Molecular function (GO): ATP hydrolysis activity; ATP binding
Source: RefSeq, a predicted model, not a curated record